AUGGCGAUCAAGCACAACCAGCAACUCCCCAACAACCACUUCCACAAGGACUGGCAGCGCCGCGUCCGCGUGCACUUUGACCAGGCCGGCCGCAAGUCUCGACGCCGAGCAGCUCGUCUGGCCAAAGCCGCUGCCGUUGCCCCCAGACCUGUCGACAAGCUCCGACCCGUCGUGAGGUGUCCUACGAUCAAGUACAACCGCCGUGCCCGAGCCGGUCGGGGGUUCACAUUGACGGAACUCAAGGAAGCCGGCAUCCCCCGCAAACUCGCACCCACGAUCGGCAUCGCCGUCGACGCCCGCCGCGUGGACACCAACCAAGAGACCCUGGCGCUCAACGUGUCGCGCUUGAAGGCGUACAAGGCCCGACUGAUCCUGUUCCCGCGCAAGUCCGGCCAACACAAGAAACUCGACUCGUCCGAGGCUGACGUUAAGCUGGCGACCGAGUCGGCGGAGAACAAGGACGGCAAGAUCGCCACGUCGGUGCGGGACGUCAUGGCCAUCGACGCCGGCGUCGGCCUCAAGCACGGCUUCAGCGAGAUCAAGAAGGGCGACCUGCCCGAGGGCGAGGAGGACGCGUACCGGAAGUUGAGACAGGCUCGCAGCGAGGCCCGGUUCGUCGGCGCGCGCGAGAAGCGGGCCAAGGCCAAGGCAGAGGCAGAGGAGGCCAAGAAGAAAUAA
Fonsecaea monophora is the source of this 678-nucleotide messenger RNA. RefSeq lists its product as hypothetical. Lineage: Eukaryota; Fungi; Ascomycota; Eurotiomycetes; Chaetothyriales; Herpotrichiellaceae. Gene Ontology annotation, cellular component: cytosolic large ribosomal subunit; ribosome. Gene Ontology annotation, biological process: translation. The transcript has 2 exons. Bases 1 to 678 code for a protein of 225 amino acids. The record is from RefSeq and is a predicted model, not a curated record. Gene Ontology annotation, molecular function: structural constituent of ribosome; RNA binding.